This is a messenger RNA of Medioppia subpectinata, 450 nucleotides long. NCBI's taxonomy places the organism in Eukaryota, Metazoa, Arthropoda, Arachnida, Sarcoptiformes, Oppiidae. The record is from the annotation of a GenBank genome assembly.
AAUGCAAUAUACUCAUUGUUAGAUAUACGGUAAAACUUGAUUAUAUAUUGUAAUUAACAUUUAAUUCCUAUAAUAUUGUAUAAUUUAGUAAAAACAAUAACAAUAAUACCGAUGUCUUUGUUAAUUAACAUUCAAUACAUGCCAUAUGUAUUGGCCGCCAUUGUGGUCAUUUUGAUCACGUUUAGAUUAUGGAAAUGGAAGCGUUCACUAAAUUACUGGAGAGACCGUAAUGUCUCGGGUCCGACACCCGUACUAUACUUUGGCAAUACUUUGACCGCACUAUUCAAACCAUUCGUUUAUACAGAGAUGGAGUGGUAUAAGAAAUACGGCCGAAUUUACGGGGUGUAUGGUUUGGUACGGCCGGCGCUAACGGUGGCCGAACCGGCGCUCGUCAAACAGAUUCUGGUCAAAGAGUUCCACAAAUUCCGUAACCGUAUGCCAGAGACCGAC